ACCUCCAGGUGGGUGUGAGCUGCCAUGUGUGUGCUGAGAACCCAGCCUAAGUCCUCUGCAGCAGUGAAAGCUCUCAACCGCCGAGCCAUCUCUCCAGUCUCCAUCAGCGUAUUUGUAAACAUUUUCACCACAGAAGUUAAGAGUAUUGUGCUUGGCUUCAAAGAGCCUGGAUUCCCACACUACCACUUCCUGACCUGGACUGUUAGCAUUAGUUAGCAUGGGGAUAUUUUAUACAGAUCGUAGUUUUAGGAGAAUCCGACAAGAUAAAUAUGGACAACUCCUGUCACAUAGAAAAGUAGUUCAAUAAGUAGUGUGUUUAGGCUUAAUGUUUUUCAGAACGCCGGGGUAGCUGCAGUGGCCUGAGGUCGUACCUUUAGGAAGUUCAGCCAAAGGGGUGGGUGGCUUUUGUCCCGGGAUAGUGAAAGUGACGGCUACUGUAUGGGCCUUAGAAUCACUACGCCACAUUCCUCUCCUCAAGCCCCAUGUUUUACUUGCCUUUCCUCCCAGUUUCGGGGCUGCAGCCCGGAGGAGACCCUCUCCUCCCUCCUCGGCUCCACUCUAGGUGGGAGGUUGUGAAAGCAGAGAGGGAACAUUGUGUAGGCGGAACUCAAGUGCAACGGUGGGAGGCUUCCGGGGGAAGAGCACCGGUGACGGGUCGGCGGAGACUGAAAAAGUGCUGGACGCCGGGCCGAUCAUGGAAGCUUGACAACCUGCAGGCAGGCUCUGGGAGGCCAAGACAUCGGCGAAGAGGACAGAGAGUCGGCGUGGGCAGAUCUCAAGACCAGAGAAUGGCAGGGGAACAGAAACCCUCAAGUAACCUCUUGGAGCAGUUUCUUUUAUUAGCAAAAGGUACCAGUGGCUCAGCCCUCACCGCUCUCAUCAGUCAGGUGUUGGAGGCUCCUGGAGUGUAUGUGUUUGGAGAACUGCUGGAGUUGGCCAAUGUUCAGGAGCUUGCAGAAGGAGCUAAUGCUGCUUAUUUGCAGCUGCUGAACCUGUUUGCCUAUGGUACAUACCCAGAUUAUAUAGCCAACAAGGAGAGCCUGCCAGAACUGAGCGCAGCUCAGCAGAACAAGCUGAAGCAUCUUACCAUCGUGAGCUUGGCAUCAAGAAUGAAGUGUAUCCCUUAUUCUGUGCUGCUGAAGGACCUGGAGAUGAGGAAUCUCCGGGAACUUGAAGACCUUAUCAUUGAGGCUGUCUACACUGACAUCAUCCAGGGCAAGCUGGACCAGCGAAACCAGCUGCUGGAAGUGGAUUUCUGCAUUGGUCGUGACAUCCGGAAGAAAGAUAUCAAUAAUAUUGUCAAGACCUUGCAUGAGUGGUGUGAUGGCUGUGAGGCAGUUCUGUUGGGCAUUGAACAGCAAGUUCUGAGAGCCAACCAGUACAAAGAGAACCACCACCGGACUCAGCAGCAGGUGGAGGCAGAGGUUAGCAACAUCAAGAAGACACUCAAAGCAACAGCAUCUUCCUCGGCUCAGGAAAUGGAGCAGCAGCUGGCUGAACGAGAGUGUCCCCCUCAUACUGAGCAGAGGCAACCAACUAAGAAGAUGUCCAAAGUGAAAGGUCUGGUCUCCAGCCGCCACUAGGGCCGGCUGGGGCAGCUGGCACUCACCAGGCCUGGGUCAGGUCAGGAGGGGACACCCAGGGCCUGUGUUCUCCCCUCUCUAACUGCAGUGAGUUCCAGAUCUGCCCACCCCCUCACCAGUACCUCCCCAUCCAUUGGUACCAUUGCGGAAAAUGAUUGCUCCUCCCUUGUCCUCUUUCCUAGUUGUUCCCUUCAGACUCAGGGGCUCAACGGAUGCCAUCUUAACAGGGUCCAAUACUGCCCGGCUUCCCUCCAGGGGGCCCUUGUCUCUGUAUAUGGGCUACUUCCCUCCCAGUUGUUCUGCUCCUUGUCAUUUUGUCAGGCUGGUCCUAAGCUGGAGGCAGCUUACCCAGCCCCGAGGGAUGAUUGUGGAGGUGGCUCCUGUGAGUGAAGAGGGGCCUUGCUUCUCCAGCCCCAUGGACCACAGUGCCCACAGUGGUGCCCGUGUCUCUAGCCAGGUAGCCACACUGUCCCCCUCAUCUGCCUUAUCCCCGUUGGCAGUGCCAGUUCAGGCCAUGGAGGGAUGUGGUGCUGGGCUAUGUUUACUAAACCUUUGGGUUUUCAGCCUCUUAAGCCCAGCCAGAAUCUCUCGUCAAGUUGGGGCACUGGGCUGACAAACCUCUGGUGUCUGAUACAAGUGGAAGGUGCUUGGGUCUGUGAGUGGCAGGUGUUUCUCCCAGCUUGGUGUCCUCUGCCAGCUACUUUUCCUGCUAUCCCUGACUACUCAGCCUUGAUUUGGCAUUUAGGCCCAGCUGCCCACUGGGGUUGUCUGUCAACAUUUGCUCUCCCGAGAUCUUUCAUGCCUCCUGGCUGCCCUUGGGAUAGGAAUGGUGGUGCCGAAGCCCCUCAGACUGGCAAAGGACCAUUGCUGCUUCUUUCUCCUUUCUUCCCGCCCCUCCUUGGCUGGCGACCCAGAGCCCUCUGAUGACAUCAUACUUCUGGCCAGGGAAAAGGACUUGACUAGACUUUCUGAACUUGAACAGUUUCAGGUUAUAUUUUAAUUUUUUUUUGUACAGGUUGAUUCUAAUACAUUUCAACAUGCUUUUUCUC
This is a messenger RNA of Meriones unguiculatus (Mongolian gerbil), 2632 nucleotides long. It is a transcript of the gene Cops7b, whose product is annotated as COP9 signalosome subunit 7B. The record is from RefSeq and is a predicted model, not a curated record. Lineage: Eukaryota; Metazoa; Chordata; Mammalia; Rodentia; Muridae. Gene Ontology annotation, biological process: COP9 signalosome assembly. Gene Ontology annotation, cellular component: COP9 signalosome. Bases 483 to 1583 code for a protein of 366 amino acids. The transcript has 7 exons.